UAUUCAAUUUCUCCAUCUAAAAUGAAUAUUCCGAAAAUUCUGAACAACAAUUUAGUUUUAAAGCGAAUUUUUUGUCGAAAUUACUCCGUUAAAGUGCUAGGAAUUGAAACAAGUUGUGACGAUACUGCAGUAGCAAUUGUCAACGAGAAACGAGAGAUUUUAUCUUCAGAGCGGUACACAGAACGGGCGAUUCAGAGACAACAAGGCGGGAUUAAUCCUUCAGUCUGCGCACUUCAACACCGUGAGAACCUUCCAAGGCUUAUAGAAAAGUGUCUGAACGACGCUGGAACAUCACCGAAAGAUCUGGAUGCAGUAGCGGUUACAGUAACGCCUGGAUUAGUUAUUGCACUUAAAGAGGGAAUUUCAGCGGCGAUUGGAUUUGCAAAAAAACAUCGUCUUCCACUGAUUCCAGUUCAUCAUAUGAGAGCCCAUGCUCUGUCAAUUCUUCUCGUCGAUGAUUCAGUGCGAUUUCCAUUUUCAGCAGUUCUUCUUUCGGGUGGUCAUGCAUUGAUUUCUGUUGCAGAAGAUGUCGAGAAAUUCAAAUUGUACGGCCAAAGUGUCAGUGGAAGCCCGGGCGAGUGCAUUGACAAAGUUGCGCGGCAGCUUGGAGAUCUUGGAUCAGAAUUCGAUGGGAUUCAUGUGGGCGCUGCGGUGGAAAUUCUAGCCUCUAGAGCCUCUGCUGAUGGCCAUUUGAGAUAUCCCAUAUUUCUUCCAAACGUUCCAAAAGCUAAUAUGAACUUCGAUCAAAUCAAAGGAUCCUAUCUGAAUUUGCUGGAAAGAUUGAGAAAAAACUCUGAAACAUCAAUUGAUAUUCCAGAUUUUUGUGCUAGCCUUCAGAACACCGUAGCCCGACAUAUCUCGAGCAAACUUCACAUCUUCUUCGAAAGUCUCUCCGAGCAGGAAAAACUUCCAAAACAGCUGGUGAUCGGCGGCGGAGUGGCGGCGAAUCAGUACAUUUUUGGAGCAAUCUCAAAACUAUCAGCUGCUCACAAUGUCACAACCAUCAAAGUCCUCUUGUCCCUUUGCACAGACAAUGCCGAAAUGAUCGCCUACAGUGGCCUUCUGAUGCUCGUCAAUCGAUCGGAGGCAAUUUGGUGGCGACCGAAUGACAUUCCUGACACAAUUUAUGCACACGCUAGAAGCGAUAUUGGGACGGAUGCUUCUUCGGAAAUCAUUGAUACACCGCGUCGGAAACUGGUGACAUCCACGAUCCAUGGCACCGAGCGGAUACGAUUCCGGAAUCUGGAUGAUUUUAAGAAGCCUAAAAGCCCUAAAACAACUGAAUGAAGAAAAUUUUCUAAUAAAAAAUGCACAUAAUUUU
This is a messenger RNA of Caenorhabditis elegans, 1321 nucleotides long. It is a transcript of the gene C01G10.10, whose product is annotated as putative tRNA N6-adenosine threonylcarbamoyltransferase, mitochondrial. The coding region runs from base 22 to 1287 and encodes 421 amino acids. Gene Ontology annotation, cellular component: mitochondrion. NCBI's taxonomy places the organism in Eukaryota, Metazoa, Nematoda, Chromadorea, Rhabditida, Rhabditidae. The transcript is spliced from 8 exons. The record is from RefSeq and is marked reviewed. Gene Ontology annotation, molecular function: tRNA N(6)-L-threonylcarbamoyladenine synthase activity; acyltransferase activity, transferring groups other than amino-acyl groups. Gene Ontology annotation, biological process: tRNA threonylcarbamoyladenosine modification.